Daucus carota subsp. sativus is the source of this 1360-nucleotide messenger RNA. Its product is annotated as probable 3-hydroxyisobutyrate dehydrogenase-like 2, mitochondrial. Bases 88 to 1011 code for a protein of 307 amino acids. The transcript has a single exon. NCBI's taxonomy places the organism in Eukaryota, Viridiplantae, Streptophyta, Magnoliopsida, Apiales, Apiaceae. The record is from RefSeq and is a predicted model, not a curated record. Gene Ontology annotation, molecular function: NADP binding; NAD binding; oxidoreductase activity.
AAAGAUAUCUUUGUCAGUGAUUGUCCUGUUUUCUUUGAAAUCCGGUUCAAUCACAGAUGCCCAGCGUGUUCCCUGGUAUACUUCGAAAUGACUACUCAUUACCCAGCGCCCAUUCUUCCGGCCCAAACACGCGUAGGCUGGAUCGGCAUAGGCGUGAUGGGCUCCGCCAUGGCCGGUCGUCUCCUCGCUGCCGGCUACCCUCUCACUGUAUACUCCAGGACCCCUUCGAAAUCCCUCUCUCUCCAAUCCCAAGGUGCCCAUCUCGCUAAUUCACUCUCCGAUCUCGCUAAAGCUAGUGAUGUUAUUUUCACUAUGGUGGGACACCCCUCAGAUGUUCGACAAGUUGUCUUAGAGAAGGCAACUGGUCUUUUGCCUCAUUUGAACUCCCACACUGUUUUAGUUGAUCACACUAGUAGUCACCCUUUGCUUGCUAAGGAAAUUUGUAUUGCUGUUAAGGAAAGGAAUUGUUAUUCCAUUGAUGCCCCUGUUUCAGGUGGGGAUAUAGGAGCUAGGGAGGGGAAGUUGGCUAUUUUUGCGGGCGGGGAGGAGAGUGUUGUGGAGUGGCUUUCGCCUUUGUUUGAAGUGAUGGGGAGGGUUACUUAUGUGGGUUCUAGUGGGAAUGGGCAGAGUUGUAAGAUUGCCAAUCAGAUUGUGGUUGGAGGGAAUUUGCUUGGUUUGAGUGAAGGUUUAGUGUUUGCGGAGCGUGCUGGGGUGGAUAAGAGGGAGUUUUUGGAGGCGGUGAAGAGUGGUGCUGCGGGGUCGAUGGUGAUGGAGUUGUUUGGGGAGAGGAUGAUUGAAAGAGAUUUUAAGGCCGGCGGGUUUGUUGAGUAUAUGGUUAAGGAUUUGGGAAUGGGGGUGGAUGUUGUGGACGGGCAAGAGAGUGAGAAAGUUGUGGUGUUACCGGGGGCUGCUUUGUGUAAGCAGUUGUUUUCGAGUAUGGUUGCUAAUGGGGAUGGCAAGCUUGGUACACAGGGACUUAUUACUGUUAUUGAAAGGAUUAAUGGAAAGUGAUGUGGUUCAGUUGUUGAGGUCGGAUAUGUUGUGAAGUAGUAGUAAUGAUAUUGGACAAUGAAAGUAUGUAUUUGUUUUGUACAAUGUGUAGUUGGAGAUUGUGUGAGCUUUGGUGCUGAUAUUCAAGGAAGAUGGUUAUUGCUUCUUGCAAAGUUUCCUCCGUUCUUUUUAGAGAUAAUAUACCAGCAUUGGCCUGAAACCUGUUUGUUUAUUUGAUUUUGAAUAACUUCAUAUAUAACGUCACCACUCUAUGCAGUAGUUUAUCGGAUCACGCGUUUAUCACAUCUGUAAAAGUUUUAGAUGUUGAAUAAUAAAGCAUGUGUAUAUUACUCAACAUAAAUUGUGUGGA